AAAAAAAAUAUCACAGAAUCAGAAACAAAGAAAGAGUUACUUACUGUGUUGAGAGUGCUCUGUAAAUUUUGAGCAGCUCCAUAAGCAAGGAAGAUUAAGAGAAAAGCCAAGCUCAAGAUAUGAAUGUCCUUCAUGAGAAACAAUGCUGGAAUCAUGUUCUGCCCCUUCAAGCGCUCAGAGGAUGGGAUUGAGAUACAGUUUGCAACAAACCAUCUUGGCCAUUUCCUGCUGACUAACCUUCUUCUUGACAAAAUGAAACAAACUGCAAAAACCACCGGAAAAGAGGGCAGGUUCCUAAACCUCUCUUCAAUUGCCCAUAACUACACUUACAGAAAGGGGAUUCGAUUUCAUAAGAUCAAUGAUCGAAAUGGUUAUUCUAAUAAGAAGGCUUAUGGGCAGUCCAAGUUAGCUAACAUAUUACAUACAAAUGAGCUUUCUCGUCGCAUGAAGGAAGAGGGUGUGAACAUCACAGCAAACUCAGUCCACCCAGGAGUGAUAAUGACUCCACUUAUGAGACAUUCUUCUUACCUUAUGCACUUCUUGAAGGAAGACCUUUUACAUAUGGAAGAACGUCCCGCAGGGAGCAGCCACGACAUGCUAUGCUGCUCUGCACCCAAGUAUGGAAGGUGUAACUGGGAAGUACUUUGUGGAUUGCAAUGAAUUUAAGCCUAGU
Molecule: messenger RNA, 673 nt
Organism: Lotus japonicus
Lineage: Eukaryota; Viridiplantae; Streptophyta; Magnoliopsida; Fabales; Fabaceae
Product: short-chain dehydrogenase TIC 32 A, chloroplastic-like
Exons: 6
Coding region: 124-660 (178 amino acids)
Source: RefSeq, a predicted model, not a curated record